Molecule: messenger RNA, 2095 nt
Organism: Parasteatoda tepidariorum (common house spider)
Lineage: Eukaryota; Metazoa; Arthropoda; Arachnida; Araneae; Theridiidae
Product: G protein-coupled receptor moody-like
Biological process (GO): G protein-coupled receptor signaling pathway
Cellular component (GO): membrane
Molecular function (GO): G protein-coupled receptor activity
Source: RefSeq, a predicted model, not a curated record
UUGAUUUUUUGGUAAAAAGAAACUCCAAUCGUCGAAUUUUCAACAAUGAAAAAACCCCAUCAAAACUAGGAAUAAGCAGUUGUAUCUGUAAUGUUAAAAUGAAAAUGAAGGGCGAAAAUUUUAAUUUUCACAUGCAAAACAAUCUAAAUAAUGUAGUUACGUUCACAAAUUGAAUUUACUUGUUUAAAAUGGUUGCAAUUUCAGUUUCGGCUAUCUAGUUACAAUUAUUAAUUUCAGGAUAUCUUACCAAUAAAAUUUCUGAUGCAAAGUUUAUAUAAAUUUUAGGUUAUUCUAAGGAAAAUGAAUGCUACACACGAAGACAACUUCUUGUUUUCUUUCGAAAAAAAUAGUUCAUUGGCAAAUGAUACUUCGAAUGUGAAUGGAGAGCAAGAUAUAUUUGAUAUCGAGAAAAAGAAGAGAAUUUCUCAAGUAGUUUUCCUUCUGAUUUCUUCUAUCGGAAUUUUCGGAAAUUUUGUAUCGAUUCUUGCUUUGACGAAAUCAAAGAAACUUCGAAAUCCUACAACAACAUUUGUCACUACUCUUUGCGUGGCUGAUUUGCUGUUUUGUUUGUGUACUUUUAUAAAUUAUAUAAACAUCGAGUGGAACCAGAACUAUUAUUUUUGCAUUUUGAUAACUUGGGCAAAAUUUUUCGUUGGUGGAGAAUCAGUAUAUUUAAUCGUAGGUAUUACCAUCAAUCGGUAUAUAUGUGUAGUUCAUCCAAAUUAUUAUCAUUUGAUAUACCAAACGAAGUAUCUAGUUCUUCAGAUAACUCUCGCUUGGCUUUAUUCUUUUCUGAUAUCCCUCUUGCCGUUCUUUGAAAUCUGGGGAAAAUAUGGAUAUGAUCCUAACAGUGGACUUUGCAUAAUUUUGAGACAGAAAGGAACAUCAGCGAAAGUUUUCUUUUUUAUAUCUUACUUCGCGUUUCCAGUAAUUGUCCUUAUCAUCUGCUAUCCGAGAAUUUUGUGGGUCAGUCUCGAGGCCUCUGAACGAGUGAGAAAAUCUAGUCUUUUUGUAACUGCAUCAGGAUUAAAUGCAACAGCAACCUGUAACGGUAUUCAGAGUGACUACAAUUCUGAAAGUCUUAUGAAUGAUAAAGAUAUGAAACUUUUGAAAGUGAUGUUGGUCAUCGUUGUCGCUUUUACGAUUUGCUACUUCCCAAUGGUGCUAAUUAAAUUUUUCGACAAUAAAGCAAAAAUUAGUGCGCUCACUGCAAUAUCAUACUUGGCGAUCAACGUAUCGAAUGUGAUUAAUCCUAUAAUAUACUUCUCGAUGAGCAAUGAAUAUCGAAAAGCAUAUUUGGAGCUAUUCAAGUGCAAAGAUAUUCGACUUCAGUUUUCGGUCUCUACAAACUCAGAGAUGAUCAGUGUUUGAUGUUAUUCUUAUAUUCAUUUCAUCUAUCGAAAAGCAUACUUGGAGCUAUUCAGGUGCAAAGAUAUUCGACUUCAGUUUUCGGUCUCUACAAACUCAGAGAUGAUCAGUGUUUGAUGUUAUUCUGAUAUUCAUUUCAUCUACACUAUAAGUUCUCAAAAUUAUAUCUUCCUUAGAGGGUGCUGAAGAAUUCAUAGACAAUAGGCAAAAUUUUCUAAAUAGAAAUUGAAUUCUCAUUCAAGAAAAGACGCUCUGUGAAUAAAAAUCAACAAGAGUUUUAAUUCUUCAUAAUUGUUAUUAUUAAUAGAGAUCUGAGGAAGAUUAAAAACAAAUUAGGGUAUAAUAUGUUAUUUAAUUUAUUUUUUUAAGGAAAGUGAUUAAUUUAGUUGAAUGCUGUAUAAAAUUCUUUGACAACAAAGCAAACAUUAGCGUGCUCACUACAAUAUCAUAGUUGGAGAUCAACGUAUCGAAUGUGAUUAAUCCUAUAAUGUACUUCUCGGUGAGUACUGAAUAUAGGAAAAAGCAUAUUUGGAUCUGCUUACCUGCUAAGAUUUUCUGCUUCAGUUCUCUGUUUCUACAAACUCAGAGAUGAUCAGUAUCUGAUGUUUUUCUGCAAUUUAUUUCAUCUACCCCAUAGAUCCCAAAUUUUGGUCUAGUCUCUAUUGAAUAGGCUAAUUCAUAGGCAAUAGGAUAAAUUUUUUUAUUGAAAUUCUAAUAAUAGUAGAAG